Messenger RNA from Canariomyces notabilis, 1638 nucleotides. RefSeq lists its product as uncharacterized. NCBI's taxonomy places the organism in Eukaryota, Fungi, Ascomycota, Sordariomycetes, Sordariales, Chaetomiaceae. The transcript has a single exon. The coding region runs from base 1 to 1638 and encodes 545 amino acids. The record is from RefSeq and is a predicted model, not a curated record.
AUGUCUUCCCAACGCACAACCAUCUCCGCCUCCAAGGCCGCCCAGAAACAGCCGGCGCCCAGGAAACUGAUGUCGGUUGAGGAGUCCCGGCAGGUGCUGCUGAAGCAUUGUCUGAUGUCAAUGCCACCGAUGCAAGUCGCGUCGAACCGUCUCCCGCAAGACCGGAUCCCGCAGGGUCGGGGGCGGGGAACCCAGUCAUCUCAGGGACCGCACCAGGCUCGGGUCAGCCGACGUGGUGCAGUGCAGAAGCCGCAGGCUGCGAAAACGCCAAACCAGCCUUGCCCGAGGAUGAACCAGCAGCAACCUCGGAACCCCGCGGCCUGUCUGGGAUAUUCUGCUGCCGCGGUACAGAGCGGCAACCCAACCCCCGGCUCUUUCCCCAACCUGGCGACGACAGCGGCACCGGCACCGGCUUCCGUCCCGGGGCUCAUGCUCAGCGUGGAACCCUUUGCCUUCCCACCGCCACAGCUCUGCUUCAGCAACAAGGUGGCCGAGGGCAUGCGCAGGGGCAACCCAACACCUCCUCCGCUUGGCUUCCCGUGCUCUCCCAUGGUUAGCGACUUUCCCGCCGCCGGCAUGAUGGGCGCCUGGCCAUACGGCGGUAACCUCGGGGAACUCAACACGACGCCGCCAGACUCGCCGCCUGAUAUGAUCGACCGGGCGCUGUGGGAUCUUUAUCGUUCCGCCUACUUCGCGUACCUCGGCGGUGCUCCAGCUCCCACUCCGCUCCCAGUUGCCGCUCCAGGCGUCCCACCCCUCCCCGUCCCGCAGCAGCCGCAGCAGCAACAGCAUUUCUUGCCUCGUGUUGCCAACGGCCCGAUCUCAUCUGGGAAUAUGUUUCACCAGAUGAUGACGACGGCCGCGCCAAACCCCAACCUCCCGUUGCGUGCUGUGGGCGGGAUCGUGGCAAACCCGCCGAGACCGGCCUCGAUUGGUGCCCUGUUUCCCUCGCCGCCCAACGCGAGGCCGUCAUGUCAGACAAGACGCGCGACAAACCUGUCGCACUCCAUUUUGGCCGACGAUCUCUUCACUUUUGGGCCUGAUGGAGUUCCGUCGGGCGGGGAAGUGGAUCUGUCGCGGGCGAGCUCGUCGGGUGCUUGCGGGGGCGAAGGGUAUGACGUCUCGGCGGCGUCGAUUGGGGUAGCAACAACAGCGGCAGCGGCAGCGGCGGCAAAUGCUGGCCCCGGCCAGCCCGGCGAUGCUUCGGCUUCGUCCAGCGCCGAUCUUCAUCUGCCGCCGCCGCCGGUUCCGAGUUCCCCGGCGAGAGACGACGGUGUUCUGCCUGCUUCUCAGGCUGCUAGCGAGCAGGCACCGGAUGCCACGCCAGAUCUCGGGCCGCUGCUCGCAGUGCUCUCCCCCAGCGCCUUCCUGUUCGCUGAAGAGGCCGGGCAGGCGCAGGCCGAAGAGGGGAAUGCGGAGGGGGACUUGCCGCCGGUGCCAGACUCGCCCAGCGCCUUGGCCCUCGACACCCCGCCUGAGGAGGAGCCCGGGGGCGGUCAGGAAUUGGAAGGCUCGGGCGCAGCUGCCCAGCAGAAAGACCCAGCGGCGCUGCUUUCCGCAGGAAUGUUCGUGCCGGGGUUGGAGGAUGAUUGGGUGGCGGAGUAUACUGCAUUGUUGCCACUGCUAGAUGCAGAGUAA